This is a messenger RNA of Eriocheir sinensis (Chinese mitten crab), 2547 nucleotides long. Its product is annotated as UPF0193 protein EVG1 homolog. NCBI's taxonomy places the organism in Eukaryota, Metazoa, Arthropoda, Malacostraca, Decapoda, Varunidae. Bases 51 to 725 code for a protein of 224 amino acids. The transcript has 4 exons. The record is from RefSeq and is a predicted model, not a curated record.
UUGCUUCCGCCCCUUCCGCCCGUCCCCAUGGCAACGCCGUAAACAUAAACAUGGCGGCGAUUUUACGUCAAACCGUGGCACCCGGGGGCGUCUAUGACCUUCCCAGAGUCUCUUACAGCGACUCCACCAAGUUGCUCAUAAAAGAGCUGGUGAGGGAGGCGGCCGUCAGCACCCAGCACCAGAGGCAGAUAGAGCGGUGGGUGAGCGGCGGCCGUGCCCUUCCCCCGCACCGCGCCCUCACCGCGCCCAGCCAGCACGCCCCGUCCCGCCCCGCGUCCCCGGCUGCCACGGCCCGCCCGAACUUUCAGAGCAAACGGUCACAUGAGGUUAUUCGCAAGAUGGGAAUGUAUGAGCCCAACACACACUACGUGCCGCCCCCGCCCAAAUAUGGCCCAGGCUCCAAGGAGAGGUGUCAGGAGCUGAUGGCUUAUGGCAGGGAGGGAGCCAUGCCACACACUGUUCCUCUCAGGAGAGAUCUGGAAGUAGACACCACUCUUUCAACUCCAACUGAUCGCUUCGCAGAAUUGGUCAGAGAGAUGGAAGAGCGUGUGGAAUGGCUGGAGGCUAUGGAGGCAGUUGGUGCAGGGGAGAAGUACCGCAGCUUGAUUGCUUCACAGCUGGCCCUCAAGCUCAGGGACUUGGAGUUACUGGACCAAGAACGAACCAUAGACCUUGCUAGAGCUGAGAGGCAAACAGCAGGUCCAAAGGAUAGUGUAGCCCAAUGAGGGGCUAAAAAGUGUUGAUAAACAAUAGAUUCCUAUAGGCAGCAAACCAAGUGAAGGUAGCAAGUGGGAGGCAUCCAUAAUUGGAUAAAAGGAUGUUAAUUUCAUUUGAAGGAAAGAGUGUCAGUGAUAUCUUGUGCUGGUUUUUACUAUGGAUAAAGGAGGAGACAGGUAUAGCAUGUUGACAAAGCCUUAUAUACCUAUUCCAAACUCAACCCUGAAGUACACAUUGUUUUGUUUAAAUUUUUUUUACUUUUGACUACUUUUACACAACUUUAUUAUUUGAUCAUAGCAUAAAUGCUUGCAGCCUACCUCGUAGUGACCUCUCUUAACACUGAUUUAAACAAAAGCCUGUCUGAACAUGGCUGAAAAUGUCAGGUUCUGUCACCAUUAUUAAAAGAGUAUGCACAAACAGGCCACUAACUGGGCUAUAAUUACAUAAGGAAUAUAUGCUGUAAUUAUUCAAGUAAUUAUUCAAUGAAAAGUUUGCAAGGUAUGAAACCCAUCUGAAAGUACUUAACGAUAGCAGAGUAAUAUAAAUGAAUGUAUACUUCAAUGCUCAGUCUAGGAAAAGAAUAAUCAAUAUUGUAAACAUCUUUCCUGCCCUGGACCUAAUUAAUGCAAGAGCAUCACAUGGACAUAAUGUUAGAGCAUGUAUGUCUUAGCAUGCCCACUGUGUUGCUGGAGGUGACUAUGAAUACUGGAGGGAAAAAGGUGAUGGCCUCAGUCAUCUGUUUUUAGCCAUACAACCUUGUUUAAAUGGUUGUUUUUAUUUUUAUUUUCCAGAAUUCCCAUCUUUCCUAUGGAGGGGAGGUAACUGAUGGUUAUAGUGAAGGUUUAAAUCAUAUAAGGCUCAAGAGUGAUUAUUAAUACUUGCUGUUUCUGUAGCUAACAAUAUUCUUCAUCCGCCAUCAAAAUUCAACAUAAAACUCCAAGUAAGCUUCAAUAUUGUCAAGACAGAACUAAGUAGAAUUCCCAACUUUCUUUAUAGAAGUACUUCAUAGAAAAAUACCCACAUGGUCUUAUUAUUAGGUGUGGUACAAGACAGUAGAAAUGUUGAUCUGCUUAUACUUUUGUGCUGACCAGAACUUAUAUAACUUUGGGACAGACAAUUAAUAUAACCAACCUUCAUUCCAGCAGAAACUGUACCUAUUUUAAUAAUUUUACAUUGGUAGGGGGAGUGUAUGGUAAAUGAUAGUUUGGCCUUAACAUUAUUUUUCACCUACAGCCUUUUGCAAACAACUAUCUUUUGUCAUUAUUUUCAUUUAUUACCUUUUCAUGGGAUUAGACAUAAAAUGACUUAGUUGUCCUCAUUUUUGAUGGCACGUUAGUAUUAUUGCCUUGGAUGCUCUUCCUCAUAGGCAACCCUCCUCAUUUGUCUGGGCUUGGGACUAGUUCUUAAGUUAGGUUGGCUUGCCCUUCCAAGAGGCUGUCAUUAAGAAACCUUUUUCAGGGUUUGUUAGGUAUGAACACAUGAAUCCACCUGUAGGAGCAGGAUGAAAAGCUGGAUGAACCAAAUUGACUGCUGCAAGGACAUUAAUCAUAUUUUGUGGGUUUGAAGCUGUUCCUUUACCCACUACAUAUAUUUAAUGACGAGAUUUUCUAUUCUUUUUUUCUAUUACUCUCUUGGUCCCACACGUCCUCUGUGUGUAUCGAAACACACGAGAAAUUAAUCACAACAAGGAGAGGGUAUUCCCCGGCUGCCUGGGAUUGAACUCGCGACCAGCGUGACGGGACGUGACGAGUCGGCCAAAGAGGUACCCCACUGGCUAAGUGGGUUAUGGGAGGCUUGUUCAUCAGGCAUAGUUGCCACACUACAUAUACG